Messenger RNA from Epithele typhae, 516 nucleotides. RefSeq lists its product as uncharacterized. The coding region runs from base 1 to 516 and encodes 171 amino acids. The transcript is spliced from 4 exons. The record is from RefSeq and is a predicted model, not a curated record. NCBI's taxonomy places the organism in Eukaryota, Fungi, Basidiomycota, Agaricomycetes, Polyporales, Epitheliaceae.
AUGGACACGAUGGACACGAGUGACAACGGAGCGCCCGAGUCGAGUGAUAUUGAUCUAGCUACAGUACUUGCAGGGGUGCAAUCAUCGGCCGCUGAAACCCCUCACCCAAGACCUUCACCCAAGAGCAUCGCACGGCAGCCGCCCGCCCCACCUUCGCUGAGAUCCCGCCUGAGCAUGUAUGGGAGGAUCUGGCCCGCGAUGGACAUGAUCAGGAUGCUCUACAUGUGGGGCCGGCUGCUCGUCAAACCGCCCUGGAGCACCAUUCCGAGGUCCACGAUCUCCCUCAAGGACUUGGCCCUCGCUCGGCUCCCCACCCAUCUCUUCGCGAUCUGCGGCCCCGCAUCGGUACCACCCUACCCGCACCGCGACACGAUCGAGGUGCUCGAGGAGUACUUCAACACCCCGCCCACGUUCCCCUUCCUCGACCGCAUGCUCGGUGUCCUCAACGCCCUCGGGCCCUACGGGCGCGCGCGCGAGGACACGGAGCGCUUCCAGGGCUGCGCAGGCGAUCUGUGA